Messenger RNA from Onychostoma macrolepis, 2412 nucleotides. RefSeq names its product heterogeneous nuclear ribonucleoprotein H3 (2H9) (gene hnrnph3). Gene Ontology annotation, cellular component: nucleoplasm; ribonucleoprotein complex. The record is from RefSeq and is a predicted model, not a curated record. NCBI's taxonomy places the organism in Eukaryota, Metazoa, Chordata, Actinopteri, Cypriniformes, Cyprinidae. Gene Ontology annotation, molecular function: RNA binding. Gene Ontology annotation, biological process: regulation of RNA splicing. The transcript is spliced from 9 exons. Bases 690 to 1928 code for a protein of 412 amino acids.
UUGUGUACUUUGGAUCGCGGAAGUGCUGGUUUUUGUUCCAGAAACUGUCAACUUGUCGGUCGUUCAUCCUGUCAGAAGAAUAUCUCGCUACUGUUACAGUCGAUGUGUAUAAAGUUAAUCAGUUUCGGUUGUCGGUUGCGGUUUGUUUGACACAUGACCGAACUGUUUUCUGAAUGCUAUAUAUAACAUGUACCACGUUAGCUUGGUCUCAAGUUUAAAACCCUCCCGUAUUUUGACCUACCGGGUAGUGGUUGUCUAGCUAGCUAACUAACUUAAAUUGACGUUUAAUAUAAAGUGCUAACUGAUGUAAGCUUGUUAGUAUUCGUAAUUACACCAAAACAUUUUGCGUUUGUGUGAAAUGUCAUUAUUGUUUGUCUUUUUCUCUCGAGCCUUUGGCUCUUGACAACAUGGCUGUCUCAAAAUAUAUUGACUUGCCUACCAAGACAGCCUAAGUAGGAAACUUCCUUGGUUUGAUGCACUGCAAACGUUGUCACGUUACAGAGAAAACACUAAUUACAAACUACUUUGAUCGAGUUAAGAGUAUUGACUAAUUAACACAGUGCUGUCUAGGUAGGCAAUUACUGGUUUUGAUACACUGCCAAGGUUGUCAAGACAGAAAAAAAACAACUAAUACGAACUAUUUUGAUCGAGUUUUGAUAGGCUGCUCACUAGGUUUGGAGGCACAGCCAAUGUGUUACAUUAAUUUGUUUUUCAGAUACAGUCCUGUCAAGGUAAAUAUGUCUCAUAAUGAUGAAGGAUAUGUGGUACGGAUCCGUGGCUUGCCUUGGUCAUGCACACAAGAGGAAGUGGCCUCCUUUUUCUCUGAUUGUGACAUUGUAGGGAAAGUGAACGGGGUGUGUUUUACCUUCUCCAAAGAGGGAAGGCCGAGUGGAGAGGCGUUUGUGGAGCUGAAGACAUCAGAGGACUUUAAAAAGGCUUUGGCAAAAGAUCGUAAAUAUAUGGGUCAUCGUUACAUCGAAGUGUUCAAGUCAAACCGUAGUGAGAUGGAUUGGGUGCUGAAACGCUCCGGUCCCACAGACUAUGACAGCAGCAGCGGUUGCAUGUUGCGUCUAAGAGGACUGCCAUUCGGCUGCAGUAAAGAAGAAAUUUUACAGUUCUUUUCAGGGUUGAAAAUCGUGCCAAAUGGGAUAACAUUGCCGAUGGACUACCAGGGGAGGAGCACAGGGGAAGCCUUCGUGCAGUUUGCCUCAAAGGAGAUAGCAGAAAAGGCUCUGGGGAAACACAAGGAAAGAAUAGGGCACAGGUACAUAGAGAUAUUCAAAAGCAGCCGAAAUGAAAUGCGUGCAUACUACGAAGUACCCCGGAGGAUGAUGGGACAGAGGCCUAGUCCAUAUGACAGACCCAUGAUGGGACGAGGGAGCUUCUUUGGGCCCGGGCCUGGAAGGGGAGGUGCUGUCCUGGACCAGAUGCGCAGCGGGGGCGGUUAUAGCAGCGGAUAUGGUGGGUUUGACAACUACAAUGGCUUUAACGACUACUGCUUUGGUAACGGCAUGUUUGAAGAGCGCGUGCGUGAUGAUAGAGGAAGAGGAAGAAUGGGAGGUGAUGGCUACAGCAGUGACUCAAACUCAGGCUUUCACAGCGGCCAUUUUGUGCACAUGAGAGGCCUACCGUUCCGCGCUACAGAGGCGGAUAUCGCACAUUUCUUUGCCCCUUUAAUUCCUGUGAGGGUGCACAUUGAUGUAGGACCUAAUGGAAAGUCUACAGGAGAGGCAGACGUUGAGUUCGGAUCUCAUGAAGAUGCUGUAUCGGCCAUGUCAAAAGACAAGAAUCAUAUGCAGCAUCGUUACAUUGAGCUUUUCCUGAAUUCAACUUCAAGUGGGCCGUCUGAAACGGGCCGCGGAGGAGGUUUCUAUAGCAACUCUGGUGGUAUGGGCUCUCGAGGAAGUGGACUAAGGGGCAUGUAUUGAGGAUGCUUACAAACCAUGCACUUUUCAACCCAAAGUUGGAACUUCCAGCUUGGAAGGUCUUUUUAUAUGAAUAUGUUUUCACAUGUUCCUAUGAAAUAUGCCCAAACUAUUUUCCAGGCUUGAAGAAAAUGAAAUCGAAAUCCAUCUAUAUAUCUAAUAUAUAUAUAUAUAUAUAUAUAUAUAUAUAUUUGAGCUGUUGCAUAUAGAUUGACCGGCUACUGUACAUUUUGCUUAAUGAAUUUUAUAUGACAUUCUGUGUUAAAGUCUCACUAAAGAUAUGUGCUUUAUAUGUAUUUUGACUCAGAAUUGAGUAUGAAUAGCUUGAAGCCCAAGUUGCGUGUGUGAGAUUGCACUUUUAUUUUCUUUCCCAAAGCAAUAACAUCAUUUUGGAUGUUUACCUGUUUUUGCUGCUCAGUAAAAUUUCUAAUUGAAACCUGUGAAAUUUACACAUCCAUGGAAUAAAACCUUUUAUUGAUAUAUUUUA